Messenger RNA from Naegleria gruberi, 657 nucleotides. RefSeq lists its product as uncharacterized. Bases 1 to 657 code for a protein of 218 amino acids. Lineage: Eukaryota; Heterolobosea; Eutetramitea; Acrasida; Naegleriidae. Gene Ontology annotation, cellular component: mitochondrion; cytoplasm. Gene Ontology annotation, biological process: L-phenylalanine catabolic process; glutathione metabolic process. The transcript has a single exon. Gene Ontology annotation, molecular function: glutathione transferase activity; maleylacetoacetate isomerase activity. The record is from RefSeq and is a predicted model, not a curated record.
AUGUCUGACAACAAUUUACCCAUUCUCCACUCUUAUUGGAGAGCAUCCAGUCCAUACAGAGUUAGAAUUGCUCUCGGCUUGAAGAAUAUUGAAUAUCAAUAUGCACCUGUUAAUUUAUUGGAAAAUAAACAAGCUUCCGAUGAAUAUAUGCAAAAGAAUCCUGCCAAGUUACUGCCAACAUUGGAGAUUGAUGGUCUCGUACUAACACAAUCUGUUCCGAUCAUGGAAUAUUUGGAAGAAACUAGACCAAACCAAGGAGUACAUUUACUUCCUUCCGAUCCAAUUAAAAGACACACUGUGAGACAAAUUACACAAAUGGUUGCCUCUGAUAUUCAACCAAUUCAAAAUUUGAGAUUGUUGAAAAAGCUUAAAGAGGAUUUUAAUGUUGAUGAGCAAGGAAAGGCUGCUUGGUCUAAACAUUGGAUUGAACUUGGAUUCAAUUCUAUUGAAAAGGUUUUGGAAAAGACUGCUGGAAAGUUUUGUGUUGGAGAUGAUGUAUCCAUGGCUGAUUGUUGUUUAAUUCCUCAAGUGUAUGGUGCCAGAAGAUACGGUGUUGAUAUGAACAAGUAUCCAAUCAUUGCCAGAAUUGAACGUGCCUGUGCUGAAAUGGAAGCAUUCAAGAAGGCUCAUCCAGAGCAACAAGUUGAUAAAUUUUAA